Molecule: messenger RNA, 1283 nt
Organism: Tigriopus californicus
Lineage: Eukaryota; Metazoa; Arthropoda; Copepoda; Harpacticoida; Harpacticidae
Product: ionotropic receptor 93a-like
Exons: 3
Coding region: 160-1122 (320 amino acids)
Source: RefSeq, a predicted model, not a curated record
AUCCUGGACAUCAUUGCCCAAUCAUUGGGAUUGACAGUGACCUAUGAACCGCCCAAGGAUGGCAAGCUAUGGGGCUUUGUGUUCCCAAAUGGCAGUGCCGUGGGUCUGAAGGCGGAUUUGUUGUUUGGCCGGUCCGACAUUGGGUUUGCGUCCUAAUUCAUGUUCGACAACAGGGAUUUUGACUACACGUAUCCUCAUGGUCGGGAAGGUUAUUGCUUUGCCACCAGGAACCCCACCGAAUCCUCGGAAUGGGACGUGAUCUUAAAGCCGUUCACUUUGGGCUCUUGGAUGCUCUUGGUCGGGACUGUCUUGGUGUCGUUGGGGUUCCUCCUGGUCUUGGCCAAGUUGUUUCCGUUAGCCGUGGCCAAACCAUCGAAUGUCUUGCUCACCAUUUACGGGUCAUGCAUCGCGCAAUCUCGGACAAUCAACCCCAGUUCCAUCGGAGCCCAAAUUUUCUUAGCGGAUUUUAUGAUCAUUUCCAAUCUACUCAGUAUCAUAUAUAGUGGAGCCCUGUUUUCCUCUUUGGCGGUCAAUUCGAAGGUUUCUGUCAUGAACACCUUGAUGGAGAUGGUUCAAUCCCAGAUUGAGGUCGGAGGGAUCGGAACAGGCUCGAUAGAUUGGUUUGUCUCGGCAGAAAACGAGGCCUACCGGGAAUUGGCCGGUAGGUAUACCCCCUAUUUGACUCUGGAUGACGCCAUGGAGGCCGCCAAAGUGAAACCAAUGAAUGUGGUCAAUAGUCGAACGGCAUUGGAGUUUCAUUUGCGAUCGUACUUCACAAACGCAUAUGGAGAACCGGAAUUUCGAAUCAUGGACGAGUGUUGGAUCAAUUAUCCUAUAUCCUAUCUUCUGCCCAAAAACAGCGCUUACACCGACAGCAUUAAUCGGAAACUGUUUCAACUCAGGGAAUCAGGCCUUGUGGACGAUUUGAUCACCCGGGAAAUGGACAAGAUGUCCAAAAUGAAUCGCAUUCGAAAUCUCGUCGCGUCUCAAAAAGUCUUGACCUUAACCAACUUGUACGAGCCAUUCUUGAUUCUAAUAAUUGGCCUUGGAUUGGCCUCGAUAGCGUUUAUUUGUGAAUGUGCCUCGGACAAAAUUGGCUCUCGUCGAACUAUUCAGAGUUGAGGUCUGUACGUACUUGAUUUAGUAAUAUGCCGGUUUCAGGGUGACUCUAUGCUUUCGUAACAUUCUAAUUGCUGAUUCGACAACAAAAUACAUUUAAUGUUUAUUUCAUGUUUAUUUGACCUGCAAGGCACGAAAAACAAAAACAUGACAUUUUUUUACGA